Messenger RNA from Pieris macdunnoughi, 1689 nucleotides. The record is from the annotation of a GenBank genome assembly. Lineage: Eukaryota; Metazoa; Arthropoda; Insecta; Lepidoptera; Pieridae.
AUGGAUAAACCUAAUUUAAGCCAGUAUUUUGGAAGUUCAGAAAUACCACCUGCAUCUCAGUUCUUUGAUGAAAUUGGUACUUCACCAUCAGAAAUGGUACAAAGCGUAUAUUUAGGUGAUUCAGAAGGCGCACAAACCGCAAUUACACCUCAAGUUAGAGCAUCGUUCGGCCAAUCUGAAGAAGGCCCUACAGAUAUAUUACCCACUGUCAGUGGAUCUACAUCGAUUCCUGUGACUAGUUUACCGGAUCCUUCUACAUUUUUUGAUACAAUUGGCCCAGACCCUCCAAUUGGGGUUCUGAAAACGAAUACUGGUUCUGCUGCUAUGAUAACUGAUGCAAUGGAUGGAUUAAGCAUAAAGAAUCAACCAGUAGACAAGGAAGCUGAUAGAAGAAGAGAUGCAUGGAUACCAGAUGAGGAAGCGAAAAAGACUUUAAUAAAGGCACAAUCGUCACCAAAAGGCUCUUUUUUCCCCGAAAGAGAAGUUCUCACAAUGCCUGGAAUUGUGUUAGAAGAAGAAUUGGCAGAUGCCCUUCAGGAAGUGGCAGUGAAGUACCUUGGUGUCAGUUCAGCGGGAAGCCGUGGUGUCGUUAGAGCUGAACACGUGAGUCGAGAUGAAGCUGGAUUAAGAGAACUACUUAGGACUGGAUAUUUGAGGGCAGCUGUUAAUCUGACUGCUACUUUAAUAACUGCUGCGGGACAAGGACCUGGUAGAAUGCACAGACCGACAAAACACACCCCACGUACAUUACAACUGUGGCUGACUAGGUUCGCAGUGAUGUUGAGAAUUAAACUUGUAGACUCGUUGAUGAAGGAAGCGGAACCGUUCGGUGAUUUUAUGAAACCGGACAUGUUUUAUCAGUUUUACCCCGACAUACACGAAAAUCGCACUGGUUCUCUGGUACCGUUUUCGUUGCGGCUUCUAAUUGCGGAGCUGCCAAGUCACGUUGGCAAACCCGAGGAGGCAAUGGACAGACUAUAUAUCAUUUUGGAUGUUAUUGAUAAUAUGUUAACAAAUCUAAACAAGAAUAAAACGGAAGAUGGCGUUGGCAUUAUAACGGAAGAGGAUAAAAAUGAAUCAACACGCCUUUGGACGGGUCGUCGCGUCAGAGUGCUCCAUUCGAUUGUCAAUUGUGCUAUUGCUUUAAAGGACUACAGAUUAGCAACGAACAUACUAACAAAGCUCCAACAACAAUCGACAACGGCGCAGCAGCAACGAGCUCUGUCGAGUGCUCUGUGCCGUUUGCAACUUUUGGCGGGAAAUGUCGAAGCGGCUUAUUUACAUUUACAACACGCCAGGCUGACAAGACAUCACCUAUGCCCGACACCUGACGUGCGGGAGUACGUGGACUUGGGUCUUAUAGACAUCGCGCAUGGCAAGUAUCAAGAUGCAUACAAUAACUUUGCCAAAGCUGGCGAUCAAGAACCCACCAACAUAAUGGUAGCAAACAACAUAGCAGUUUGCCUUCUCUAUAUGGGUCGGCUUAAAGAGGCAAUAUCUGUUUUGCAAAAGGCCAUACAAUCAGACCCAGAACGCGGCUUAAAUGAGAACCUAUUAGUCAAUUUAUGUACGUUAUACGAAUUGGAAUCGGCCAAUACGGGCGAUAAGAAACUACAUUUAUUACGAAUGCUUUGCAAACAUAAAAGUGAUACUGUACCAAAUGUUGUUGAAGCGUUGAAAUUGUCGUAA